AUGAAUCAAACUGAUGUCACAUACAAUGAAAGUAUGGGAAAGAAUCAUAGAAAGGAGAUUAGAAAUGAAACUGAGAUAGGGGAGCAACAGUUUGGGUUCAUGCCUGGAAGAGGGACAACGGAUGCCAUCUUUGCUGUUAGGCAGAUGAUGGAGAAAUAUGGGGAAAAACAGAGAAAGUUACAUAUUGUAUUUAUAGACUUAGAAAAAGCGUAUGAUAUGGUGCCAAGAGGAGAAGUAUGGAGGUGUUUGAGGGAAAGGAAUGUGUCUGAAAAGUACGUCAGAUUAGUGCAGGAUAUGUAUGAGGGGGCAACAACACAAGCAAGGUCGAGCGUUGGACUGACAGAAAAAUUCUCUGUCGCAGGAUAG
Messenger RNA from Penaeus indicus, 366 nucleotides. RefSeq lists its product as uncharacterized. Bases 1 to 366 code for a protein of 121 amino acids. NCBI's taxonomy places the organism in Eukaryota, Metazoa, Arthropoda, Malacostraca, Decapoda, Penaeidae. The transcript has a single exon. The record is from RefSeq and is a predicted model, not a curated record.